AUGUCACGAAAAUGCCUAGUAAUAUUGAUCUACCUGCUCCUUCUCGAGUUCCGCCAACUCGCCGGUCAAAUCGGUCAACCCGGUCAGGCUCCCGGUCAAGUUCCGCUAUCUCCAGGCUACCAGCAACCUCUCGAGCCCAUCAAAAAUAUUCUCCAGGGCUCCUACGCCAACAACAUCACACUCUACUACCGUAAUUCACCGUAUCGUGUACAGGGUGGCGAUCUUACUGUAGAGUACGGUGUGACGAUGGAAAUUGAGACGGGCACGAGGAUUUAUUUUGAUACGGGGACGGGGCUGAUUGUUAAAGGAACAUUGAGGGCUGUGGUGAGUUGCGGGUGACCUACAGUACCCUGGGGACCAUUUUAAUCAAAAAAUUCGGAAAAAUUGGGUUCUGGGGAUUUUUUCAGCGCGAAAUUUGGAGCAUUUUGAGCUACAGUAACCCUGGGGACCAUUUCAAUUAGAAAAUUCAGAAAAUUCGGGUUCUGGGGAUUUUUUCGGCUCGAAAUUUGGAGCAUUUUGAGCUACAGUAACCCCUAAAGGUACUGUAGCUCAAAUUUCCCGCCAAAAUCGACCUACAGUACCCUGCGGACCAUUUUAAUUGGAAAAUUCAGAAAAUUCUGAUUCUGGGUUUUUUUUCCACAAAAUUUGGAGCAUUUUGAGCUACAGUAACCCCUAAAGGUACUGUAGCUCAAAUUUCCCGCCUAAAUUGACCUACAGUACCCUGGGGACCUCAAAAUAAUCCAAAUUUUUCCAAAAUUUUUGCCACGUGGCAUCUCAAGAGUACUGUAGAUCAAAUUUGACGUCAAGAUCAAUUUUUCCCACAAAAAAAGGUUCAUAGCUGUAGCUCAAAAAAUUCCAAAUUUUUUGCCACGUGGCAUCCCAGGAGUACUGUAGCCCCAUAUUUUUCAGGGAAAUCAAUUCGCGCACAUCGAAAUGCUACCCUACCAACAACAAAUCAACUACGACUCGGAAAUGCCGAAAUUCAGGCUUGUCGACGGCCCGACAGUAAGACAGGGCCGACUUCAGGCCCAAUUUCGAGACCGUUGGCGAAGUGUGUGUACUAUGGUCACAAAUUGGACGGCUAUUGAUACGGGAGUGGCGUGUCGGAGUAUGGGAUAUAGUGAUGGAGGUGGGUUGGGAGAGGGGGAGGGGCAGACGACGAGAGAGAGUGGGUUAGAGACGUAGAGGAGACGAUUUGGAGCAUUUUGAUAUCAAAUAUGACUAGGUUUGGGAGAGGGGGAGAGACGCAGAGUGGGUUAGAGACGCAGAGAAGCUAGAGACGCAGAGUUUUUUGGUUAACAUGAGCAAUACCUAAAAAUUGAGCGAAAUUCGAUAAAAAUGAGCAGAAAAACUGAAAAUUUAUCAAUAAUUUUUUUUUCUGGAGAUAAUCCGGAUUUCCGCCGGAUUUGUGGGAAGAAUUUAUCAUAAUUUUUUUCUGAAAAAUAAAAAAAUCUAGAUUUUUGGGGUUUCGAAGAGAUAGCUAGAGAAGCCAGAGUGGUUAGAGACGCAGAGGGAGCUGGGCAGCUAGAUAGUUAGAGAACACAGAGGUUUGAGAGACAGCUAGAGAAGCUAGACAGCUAGAAAGUGGAGAUAUGUUAGAGAUACAGAGAGGUUAGACAGCGAGAGAGCAUAGACGCAAAGAAAUCUAGAAAGUUAAAAGCUAGACAGCUAGAGAACAUCAUCAAAUAAAAGAGGCAAAAAAACAUAGAGAAUAGAGAGGUUAGAGACGCAGAGGAAUCUAGAAAUUUAGAUGCUAGACAACCAGAGAACGUCAUCAAAUAAAAUAAUCAAGAACCAUAGAGUAUAGGGAGGUUAGAUACGCAGAGGAAUCUAGUAAGAUUGAAGCUAGACAGCUAGAGAGUGCAGACAUGCAGAGGAACAAUAUGAUACCCAAGCUAGACAGCUAGAGAACAUUAGAAAAUAUAGGUCAGAGACGCAGAGAAGCUAGACAGCUAGAGUGUGCAGACAAGCAGAGGAACAAUGGACACCCAGGCUAGACAGCUAGAGAACACUAAAUAAUAUUGGUUAGAGACGCAGAGUAGCUAGACAGCUAGAGAGUGCAAGCAUUCAGAGUAUAUAGUAGAAUACCCAGGCUAGACAACUAGAGAACACUAGAAACAACAGGUUAGAGAUGCAGAGAAGCUAGUGUCAGUGUGAGACAACUAGAGACUGCAGACACGUAGGGUAUAUGGUAGGAUACGCAAGCUAGGCAUCUAGAAAACCAUUAGAAACCAUUGGUUAGAGACGCAGAGGCAGCUGAACAAAGCGUGUCCAGAUGUCAGAAUCAAACAACUAGAAAGUACAGACAUACAGAUAAGCUAGAGUGCAGACAACCAGAGACAACCCCCAAACUUCUUGCAGGUUUCUGGAAAUGGUUCCGCCGCAACAACGACACCUACCCCUUCGUCAUGCCCCAACCCGACUGCCACCACGGCGCUCAAAACCUCUGGGACUGCCCCGCCUUCUCGAACCCCGACACAAUCCGUCUCUCCGAAAACCUAUGCCAAGGCGAAGAUGACAUCGGCAUCUACUGCUGGGGUCCACCAAGUUUCACCGGUUGGGCGAGACAUUGGAAGGGCGUGCAGAUCUACGACUCGCCUUUCCACUAUGUGCACAGUGACCCGGAUAUGGUGGCUGUGCACAAGCAGAGCAACAGUCGACUCGAGUUUGUGGAUAUCCUGUAUGCUGGAUAUGACGGGGUGACCAGGAACACAACAAGCGCCCUGUAUAUCCAGGGUGUUGCACCAAUCAUGAAUGGGCUGCGGAUAGAGCAUAGCGCCAGGGAUGGUCUGCAGCUCUAUGACGUCACCGGGCCUGUGCUGAUUGCCAACUCGACAUUCUCAUUCAACAGGGGGAGAGGGGUUAUGGUCGACAACACGACAGAUGGGCGGGUUUAUUUGAAUAACUCCAGGAUUGAUGGAAAUUGGGGGGAUGGAGUGUGGUAUAAGCAGAAGCGGGGAGUGAAUCUGAUGACAUAUGGGAUCAGGGAGCGGCGGAGUAUCGGCGGAAAGGUUGCGGAAGAUCGACCGCGGAUCGACAUGUGUCAAGAGCAUCAUGUACCCAAGGAUCAGUUCUUCCCCCAUCUCAUUGUCGCCACGUUGCGCAACAAGACAUUUCUGGACCCCGCGCAGCCGACGCCGUGUUGGAUGAGUAUCUCACUGCCCCCGAGACUUCCCUACACUUAUAGUCUGCAAUGGUUGUAUAUCAGCGAUCGGAAUGAGGCGGAAACGACGCGGACGAGUAUUGUGAUAUGUGACGCGGAAGAGAAUGCGUGUGGUGUGGAGAGGUUGCGGGUUCCCAUAAGGAGCGGGGUUUAUCCGCAGAGUGUGGCGUUGAAGUGAGUUUUUUUUGGAGGGAGCGGAAGGUUGCGGAAGGUUGCGGAACCUACACUUGAGGGAUUCUGGGUAGCUAGAGAAGUUAGAUACCGAGCGCUCUGCGCGAGUGUAGACCGGAAUAUUCCGCGCAGCGGCCGGGCCCAAGCCUAGGUUUGGUCUAGCAUUCUGAGCCUAAGCCCGAGCGCUCUGCGCGAGUGUAAACCGGAAGGUUCCGCGCAGCGGCUAGUCUUGGAUUUAGCUCAGACGACCUUAGCCUUAACAUGAGCAAUGCCUGAAUUUCUAAUUUAUUAUGAGCGGGAGUUCAAAUUUUUUGCAAAAAUCAUCAAAUGCGCUCUACUGAACAAUUUGUUUUCCAUCAGAAAAUUCAAAUUUUCAGUCAAAAAUUCAAGUGCGCUCUAAUGCAAAUUUGGCGGUUUUUGGUGGGGGGAAAUUCAAAUUUUUAGCUUGAAAAUAAAGCAAGUGCGCUCCACUGAUAAUUGGCUCGGGAAAAUUCAAAAAUUUUCAAGUUUACUGUCGGCCGGGCCCAAGCCCAGGUUUGGUCCAGAAGCCCAAGCCUAAGUUCGAGCGCUCUGCGCGAGUGUAGACCGGAAGCUUCCGCGCAGCGGCCGGGCCCAAGUCCAGGUUUGGUCUAGAAUCCCGAGCCUGACCAGAGGCUUAGGCUUACCAAAAGGCUUAGGCUUAACCAAAGACUUAGGCUUACUUGUAAGCUAAGCAAGUUUAAUAUGAGCAAGGCCCCGAGCGCUCUGCGCGAGUGUAGGCCGCAAGCUUCCGCGUAGCGGCCGGGCCCAAGCCCAGGUUUGGUCUAGAAGCCUGAGCAAGACCCCGAGCGCUCUGCGCGAGUGUAGACCGCAAGCUUCCGCGAAGCGGCACUAUCUACCGCGCAGCGGCUGAACCCCAGCCUAUUCUCAGGCUGGGAUUCAGCCGCUGCCCGGCUCAACCCCAUACAUUUUUUUCCAGAAGUUCCGGCGUGCCCCUCUACAUCGCCCUCGAACACACUCUCCCCGACGCCCAACCCGGCUACGUUCAAGCCGACAUCAACAUCCUAUUCAACAUCCACGCCUCAGUCAUCGACAAAGCCUAUUACGGUCUGAAUGUCUCCACCUGCAUCAUCAACGACAACAUCGGAAAUGGUAUCGCCGCCUAUGACAUCAGGGAACGCACCGCUCUCACAAAUGUGACACUGGACGCAAAUCAAGGCUACGCUGGCUUCUAUGUGAAAGACGGUGCAGCGGAUAUUUGGGUGAAUGAGACGAGGAUUUUGCGGAACUGGGGAGACGGGAUGAAUGUUAGCUAUGCUGGUGGAGCUGUCAUGGUGAAUGGCACCAGAAUCGAGAAAAAUCGCUGGCGCGGCGCGGCUUUCCACUUCAAUCAGACAAUUCCCUUUUUCCCCGUCCACCAGGAGAUCGUGUUCAAGGGUCGACCAUCGAACAACAUGUUCUAUCUCCCAACGACAGUGUCGGGUAAUGAAUGGGGAGGGAUACUGGUGGGGAAUUUUUCGUGGGGCUUCCCGGGCUUCCCAAGCCCCCGGGAAGCCUUCCCCAGGCCCCGGGUCGAGCCCAAGAUCCUCAUCAGCUGGGUCGAAUUCAGCCGAAAUCUCUACCACCCGGCACUCGAGAUCUUCUCAUGUCGAGAUCCCUCGGCUCCCAAGACAUAUGUGGAUGUCACCGGCAACAAGAUCGAGGGAAAUCUGGGGUAUGGCCUGAGAAUCUCACCGGCAGUCAACAUCCAGGCUGUGAUCUCGAGCAAUCAAUUCCUGAACAACAACGAUACGGCGCUCUACAUCAGGAACGCACAAUGGCCCGAGCUCUCAGCACUCCCCGCCGAUGUUACGAUAUCCAAGAAUGCUUUUAAAUUCAAUCAUGCCAAGUAUAUCAUCUCACUGGGGCUCAAUGAAGAUGCUCCGAAUCAGGGGCUCAUUUUCAAUCAGCAGAAUGAGAUCCGCGCGAAUCAGGUGUUCGAUCCUUUUCCGAACUUGCCACCAAGAUCUACACCCUAUGCAGCGUUGGUUGUGUCAAGCAGUAAUGUUCGCAUCCAUCGGAACUGUUUUAAAAAUGAGCACGCGAGGUUUGAGAUUGGCACGGAGCUCGAGGAACACGCGAAGAUCAUCGAUGCCAGGGAGAAUAACUGGGGUUCACCCGUUAUUGCCGAAUUCAUCGACAAGGUUUUCGAUCAAUUCAACAGGUAUUCCCUGGCUCGCAUCGACAUCGAUCCAUUUAUGGCGGUGUGUAAUCAACGGGUCCCACACAUCACUCCGCAGAACGAGGUGUUCCGCAAGUUCCGCAAGGAUUCCGAAGCGAAGCGGCUUGGCGGGAUGAUUUAUGAGAAUCAUGAUUUGAUGCGUGGAAGGUAUGAGGUGGUGGAGGAUUUGCAGGUUGUCCCUGGCGCGAAGUUGACCAUAGCGUCUGGAAGUGUUCUAGAGUUCCAGCAUGGUAUAGGGAUGCUUGUGCAAGGAGAUCUGAUAAGAAAUGAGUUCGAGAGUGAUGAUCAGGUCAUCUUCACAAGUGCCCCCUUCUCCCUGAUGUCCAGAACCAACAUCAGAUUGGUAGAUCCGGAUGGUAAUGAUCAGGUCACCGAGGGUCGGCUCGAAGUCUACCUCGACAAUCAAUGGGGCACGGUGUGCAAUCGAUCUUGGACCCCGGAACUCACAAUUCUAGCCUGUAACCAGCUGGGAUUGAUAGCCGAUGUGCAGUAUUUCGAGAACUGGAGAAUAUUCCCGACGGCUGGCGAUCUGCCAAUGAUUAUGGACAAUAUUCGAUGUGAGGAGAAUGAGAUUGACAUCACGAGAUGUCGACAUGACGGGGUUGAGAGGAAUUGUGCGGCGGGGUGUAGAUCAAGUGAAGUUGUUGGAUUACGGUGCUUGGAGCCGAGGUGGGCUGGGGUGAGAUAUUCGUUGCUGGCGAAUCCGCCGACUGUGACCGGACAGACGACGAUGGAUAAUUGGUUGAUUGAGAAGGCGGGGUUGUUCAAUUUUAGGUGAGUUGGGGGGGGGGUUAAUAUGAGCAGUCGCUCAGUAAACCGGAAUCUUCCAGCUAGGCCUAGCUUAGAUUAAGCUCAGGUGACCUUAACAUGAGCAAUCCCGAGCGCUCUGAGCGAGUGUAGACCUCAGAUCCUUAACAUGAGCAAUGCCUGAAUUCCUUGUUUAACAUGAGCGGAAAUUCAAAUUUUUAGCAAAAAUCAUAAAAUGCGCUCUACCGAACUAUCGCCUUCUGCAGUCUAAAAUUCAAAAUUUCAGUUGAAAAUCGCAAGUGCGCUCUACUGAACACUAGGUUUUUCAUAAGAAAAAUUCAAAUUUUUAGUCAAAAAAGCAAGUGCGCUCUAAUGCAAACUUUGUGUUUAUGUAUGAAAUUCGAAUUUUUAGCUCGAAAAUAGCAAAUGCGCUCCACUGAUAAUUGAAACCAAGUAGUUUAAUAUGAGCAAUGCCUAGAAUUUCUAGUCUAAUAUGAGCAAUGUCUUUUGCCACGUGGCAAAUCUGGAAUUUUGUGGAGUUGGAAAUUCUAAGAAAAUAAUCCGGCUCAUCAAAAAAAAUUUGAACCAAUUUUUUUGUGAAAAUUUUGAAACAGUAAAUUUUCUGGAAAAUUAAUUUCGGGUUUUUUUUUUGAAAAUUUCUUCUCAACUUAGCCUAAAUCCUGUAAGGUUCUAAGGCAAAAAUCCAAUUUUUCAGUGAAUUUUGCCACGUGGAAAAUCUGGAGUUUUUGGGGUCAAGUCUAGGGUUACUGUAGCUCAAAAUGCUCCGAAUUUUGAUGCCGAAAAUCUAGGAUUACUGUAGGCAUCAAAAUCUAGAGUUACUGUAGCUCAAAAUGCUCCAAAUUUUUUCAGAACUUCCGAAUUCUGCGCGGCCUUCUCCAUCGACUGGAAUUAUCACACUUUCAAUCGCCUCGAAAUCCGAAAUAAUUUCUGGGAUGGAAUGGAUAUAAUCUACAAUGAUCUCAUCAAAAAACCAGCUAUAAGACAUUCGAAAAUCAUCAAUAAUCGAAGAAAUGGAAUACAUAUCAGAUCAGCUGGAAUAACUAUCGAAAAUGUGACGAUUUCUGAAAAUGGUCAAAGUGGAAUGCGAUACAAUCCAAAGAUCUCAUCGCUAGGUCAAAAUGAUAUUGUAACAUGGCUAGAUAUGACUGAACAACCCGAACUUGAAGCCAACAACAUCUUCGAAAUCCCAAAUCGAGAUCUGGAUUUCAUCGAAGUCCUCGAAUCAAAUCUAAAUCAGCGCAAGUUCCUGGUUGCUAAAUCGAACCUGGAUUGUCCUGAGAAUCCCAAAGAUCUUUGUGUUUAUAAUCUGAUGAUUCGAGCCAGUGGAUUCGAGUAUGGUAUGAGUUCGAAGAUGGCGGUGCAGAUUGUGAAUCCGGCGUCGAAUGUUAGCGAUGAGGAUGCCGUGUUUACGGAGGUGUCGACGGGAAAGACAUGGAGUGUGAGGAAGGAUCAGGUUGAGGUGAGUGGCCUUUGGGUAAGCCUAAGCAAUAGGCUUAGCCUAAGCCUGAGUCUAGCCCAGCCGCUUCGCGGAAGCUAGUGCCGCUUACGCGGAAGCUUCCGGGUUACACUCGCGCAGAGCGCUCGGGCUAAAGCUCAGGCUUCUAGACUAAAGCCUGGGCUUAAGCCUAUGCCUUUGGUUAAGCCUAAGCCUUUGGUUAAGCCUAUGGGUAAGCCUAAGCUUUAGGCUUUGCCUAAGCCUGCGUCUAGCCCGGCCGCUACGCGGAAGCUAGUGCCGCUUACGCGGAAGCUUCCGGUUUAGAUUUUUCGUUUUGCAGUUCCCAAUUGUGUCAACUCGAAACGAGAUGCGAAUGCGAUACACCAGAUCCUACGGCACUCCGAAACUCGUCAUUCUGAUUCUGUUUUUGGACAGUAAGUUUGAGAAUUUUAUUGUCAGUAGAGCGCAUUUGCUAAUUUCAACUGAAAAUUCGAAUUUUCCCAUUGAAAAUCAGGGGUUCAAUAGAGCGCAUUUGCUAUUUUCAACUGAAAAUUUGAAUUUUCCACAAAAACACCACAUUUACAUCAGAGCGCACUUGCUAUUUCUCAACUGAAAUUUGAAUUUUCCGAUUGAAAACCAGGUGUUCAAUAGAGCACACUUGCUAUUUUUAAGCUAAAAAUUUGAAUUUUGGACAUCAAAUGCCUCUCAAGAAGCCGUGCCUUGAGAAUAAGCCUGUCAAGGAGUCGCGCCUUGAGAAAAAAAACCUGGCAAGCAGCUGAGCCUUGAGAACAUGUUGGUCAAGCAGCUGAGCCUUGAGAAUAAGCCUGGUAAGCAGCUGAGCCUUGAGAAUAAGCCUGUCAAGCAGCCACGCCUUUAGAAAAAGCCUGGCAAGCAGCUGACCCUUGAGAACAAGCAUCUCAAGCAGCCGUGCCUUCAGGAAAAGCCUGGCAAGGAGUCGCGCCUUGAAAACAUGUUGGUCAAGUAGUCGUCCCUUGAGAAUAAUUUUGUCAAGCAGUCGAGCCUAGAGAAUGAGCCUGUCAAGCAUCUGCGCCUUCUCCCCCCCCUCCUCUCAAAUCUCCAAUUUUUGCAGCCCAAGAAUACCUGGACCGCUUCAUCCACAUCUACAAAUCGCGCAUCGACAACAAUCAAUACGGCAUCUCCACCGUCCACUACAGUAAUCUCACAUUUUCCGACGGUUCGCUCUCAAAUCGCUGGCAAAACGAGAAAAUCUGGAUGCAAAAAGUGAACUUCACACGCAAUUCCGAAGCGGUGAUAUGGAUCAACUCCCCACAAUUCCAAGUUCUACCGAACACACCCACUUGUGAGAUCUUCUAUCAUUUGGAUAAUUGUAGUAUCAUCGAGAACACCGGGCCGAUUAUUGAAUAUCACAAAGAUCUUUUCGCCUCCGCUAAUGUUUUUAAAUGGAACUUAUGGUCAAAUACAUUUGCGAAUAAUUCGAGGAGCGGGAUUUCUGUACAACUCCCAGAUUCCUAUGACAUCCUAGCCAGGCCUAAAAUGAGCCAUGAAUUUCUGAUGACUGAAAAUCGUUUCGAGACCAAUCACGACUUCAAAAUCCUCGUCGAGGGAUACUAUGCUUUCCUAAACAUCUCAUCAAAUAACUUCACAUCGAAUCUGGCUCCAAGGAAUUUCGGGAUUCUAGAGCUGCGGGGUAUGGAGAAGAAAUUGAUCUUUGAAAGGAACCGGUUUUUCGAAAACUUCGGAAAUUGGAUGUUAAAGAUCGACACCACUUCUCAAUAUCUGCAGGACCCGUUAGAAAUCCCCGGGUUCGUCCGAUAUAAUUACUUGGAGAAGAACAGAUUCCUUGAGCCAUCGAGGAACGUGGAAUACGUGGAUAUGUGGCCUCGAAGUUAUGCUGUUGGGAUCUUUGGAAGUCAGAAGAUCAACAUACAUUUCAAUCGAUUUCAAAACAUCCUGAUGGAUUUUGAGUUGGUUUCGGGUUGCAAGUAUAGCACGGUGUAUGACACAAUGAAUGUGACGUAUAAUUGGUGGGGAACUGGAAAUGAGGCGACGAUUGCUCAACGAAUUUUCGAUUUCGACGAUUGGAACAUCUUCAUGCUCACCAAAUGGAGCCCCUUCUACGUCACCAACGAUUUGUUCAUCAAUUUCUGGUGGAAACCGUUGGUGGAUGGACAAUUGGCGGAAGCCGGGCCGUAUGUUGAGCCGACUAUUAGUGAUUUGAAGGGCCGUGUGUAUGAGGAUAAGAAUAUGACGUUGAUUGAGGAGAGGUGGUAUAAUUUUCCGCAUUAUUAUAGGGUGAGUUGAGGGAUUUUGUUUAAGCCUAAGCCUUUAGCUUAGGCUUAGGCUUCUAGACCGAAAACUGGGCCCGGCCGCUUCGCGGAGGAUAGUGCCGCUUCGCGGAAGCUUGCGGUCUACACUCGCGCAGAGCGCUCGGGGCAUUGCUCAUAUUAAACUAGCUAAGCCUUUGGUUAAGCCUAAGCCUUUGGCCUAAACUUCUAGGCUUGCGGUCAGACCCAAGCCUAGCCAGACUUGCGCAGACCUCUCGGGGCCUUAGGCUUAGGCUUCUAGACCAAAACCUGGGCCCGGCCGCUUCGCGGAGGAUAGUGCCGCUACGCGGAAGUUUGCGGUCUACACUCGCGCAGAGCGCUCGGGACAUUGCUCAUGUUAAACUAGAAAUUUAGGCAUUGCUCAUAUUAACCUAGGCAUUGCUCAUAUUAAACUAGAAAUUUAUACAUUGCUCAUACUAGAAAUUCCGUUUUUUUCAGAUAAUCCGAAAAAAAAAUCAUUUUUUUUUUUGAAAUUUAAAGACUCGAAAAUUAAAAAAAAUACAUUUUUUAUUGCAAAAAAAAUUCACUGUUUCAAAAAUUCAACAAAAAAUUUCUCGGAUAAUUGAAUUUUUUCGCUUUUUCAGCCAUUGCUCAUAUUAAACUAGAAAUUUAGGAAUUGCUCAUGUUAAGGAUAAGGUCAGCUGAGCUAAGCUUCUAGGCUUGCGGUUAGACCCAAGCCUAGCCCAGACUCGCGCAGAGCUCUCGGCCUUAGGCUUAGGCUUGUAGACCAGAACCUGGGCUUAGGCCCGGCCGCUUCGCGGAACAUAGUGCCGCUGCGCGGAAGCUUGCGGUCUACACUCGCGCAAAGCGCUCGGGACAUUGCUCAUAUUAACCUAUCAAAACUUCCCCCAACUCCGCAUCAUUUUCCAGCCAUUCCGUCCCUACUUCAUCUUCCGUGACGUCACCAUUAUGCCCGGAGCAACUCUUUACAUCCAACCGGGUGUCGAAGUGCACAUCUGGCCGAAUGUCCGAAUUUUGGUGUUGGGAAAUCUGAUCGCCGACGGAACCUAUUGGCAACCGAUACGAUUCAAACCGGUGAACACGACCGAGUUGGCGGAGUUCAAGGGCAGGAUUACGACGGAGUAUAGGAAGAGGCGGAAGAGGGAAGCGGCUCCAGAUUUCGGAUAUGUUCUAGAUGCUCCAGAAGCUUCUCCUGAACUUGUGGAACCUUCGAAAUCUUUCGAUGAAUUUUUCGGAUCUUCGGGAAGUUCUAGAGGACUUAUAAGAUCUUUUAGAGGAUCAGUAGAACCUCCAGGAACUUCUCAAGAACAUACAGAAUCUUCUCCAGGCUCUCACAGACUUCCAAGAGCAUCUGAAUCUGCUCCAGAAGCUCUACACUCACCAGGAACAUCUAGACGACUUCUAGGAUCUUCAGAAUCUGCUCCAGGACAUCCAGAAUCUUCUCCAGGAUCUCAAGAACCCCCUGGACAUCCAGGAGCCUCUCCAGAAUCUCUACACCCACCAGGAACAUCUAGAGGAUCUCGACAACCUUCAGGACAACUAGGAACAUCUAGAGGAUCUCGACAACCUUCAGGACGACCAGGAACAUCUAGAGGACUUCUGGAAGACUCUCAAGAACGACCAGGAGCUCCAGGAGCCUCCCCAGAAGCUCUUCACCCACCAGGAACAUCUAGAGGAUCUCAAGAGCCCCCUGAACCCCCCAGAUCUCCGCGCUCCCACCGUUCCACAGAUCGCAGUCGCCCCGACUCCAUCUACCGUCAAUUCCCCACCCUCCACCGCGACGAUCCCUACUACCAGCGAUUCUCGAUCUCCCUGAACCUCACCAACCCCGCCGAUCCUCGUGCCGGUUGGCUACAAAUCUACAACUCGACGACCGGCGAGAUCGUACCCUCGUGCGAUCAACAAUUCACAAUUCGAAAUGCGCAAGUGGUGUGUCGCGAGUUGGGUUUCGACACGAUGAAUGUGUAUCAUUGGGUGACGCCGCGGUGGGACUACAAACCCGAGUUGCGCAUCCUCAAGACCUAUAUGGAACCCAGGGAAUGUCGAGGGGAUGAGGAGCGACUGGAUCGGUGUAACUUGAGAUUAUCCGGGAAUCUAUCCCUCUGGCAGUGUAAGACCAGUGAAUUCUUCAACUAUAUCUAUUGCGGAAAGGCGCGGAGCUUGCGGAAAGAGUACAUCGGAAAUUGGGGUGGUGUCGCGUUCGGCGACGCGACUUUGGAAGGUGCGCGCACACCGGAAACCUCUCUGCUACGCAACGUGGAAAUUGUGGGCGGCGGUGCGGGCCAUAAUGAUAGUUGGGCCAGCGGUGGGCUUCAGAUAUUCCACCGUAGUCCCAUCCUGGAUCGGGUGAAUGUGACGAAUUCGAGUAUGGCGGGCGUGCAGAUUUUUGCACCCCGGAACAAGAUUGUGAUGGCGAAUCUGAAUGUGACGGAUAAUUUGGGACAGGGUGUGAAUAUUAUGACGGCUUUUGUGCAGGCACCCAAUGCGCAACAGGGUGAGUUUUUUAUAGUUUAAUAUGAGCAAUGCCUAGUUUAACAUGAGUAAUGGUGCAGUUUGACACCGAAUAUGACUAGGUUUGGUGGAGGGGCAGAGACGCAGAGAAGCUAGAGAGUAGACAAUACAGAGUGUGUUAGAGACGGAGAGGAGAGACAGACAGCCAGAGAUACCUGGGGAGAGACGCAGAGAGUUAGACUGCCAAAAAAAUACUAGGUUUGGUGGAGACGCAGAGUCGGUUAGAGACACACGGAGAGACAGACAGCUAGAGAUACCUGAGAGACUCGUCAGAGAAUGUAUAAAUUUGAGAGAUGUUGGACAGCUAGAUGAAGUUAGAGACGCAGAGUUUUUUUUUCAGUUUUCUGGUUCAAUAUGAGUAAUGCCUAGUUUAACAUGAGCAAUGCUAAAAUUUCCAAUUUUUGAGCUCAAAAAUCCACGUGGCAUCAAAAAAUGCUCCAAAAUGUUCCCCGGAAUCUCUGGAAACCUUAAAAAAUUCCCAGAACUCCAAUUUUUGAGCAAAAAAGUGCCACGUGGCUCUUGGGAAGCCCCCAGAAGCCUUGAGAAGCCUAGGCAAGCCCCCAGAAGCCUUUGGAAGCCUUGGGAAGCCUCGGGAAGCCUUGGAAAGCCUUGGGAAGCCUUGGGAAGCCCUGGGAAGCCUUCAGAAGCCCUCUAAAGCCUCUUGCAGCCCUCCCAAGCCCUCUAAAGCCUUGGGAACCCUGAAAAUCCCUCAAAAACGCUCCAAAUUCUUCCAGAAACCAUGCGUCGCCCUCUAACCCUUCCCUACUACACGCAAGGAAUGCUCGACAUGUGUGCCGCUCAAAAAUCGAUCACCGUCAAAAAUCGCAUAAUGCUCUACUACAAAUACGACUCCGUCCCCGUGGAUUGCGUCAAAAUUUUCCGCGCGGUUUCCGGCCGUCCAAUCGCGUUCCGCUUGAUCCAAUACCAUCUCUAUUCCUCGCCCACCGAUCUUGGAAGAUCCGAUGUUUUGCAGAUCUUCGGGGCUGACACCUUCACAGGCACUUCGAAGCUUGCCGAGUUCCGUCAAGACCCUUCCAGAUCUUCCGAUCCUUCCAAACCGGUCUCAUCGGAAACGCUAGCAAUACAUCUUCGCGCAACCGCCGCUGACGGUAUCUACGGUUUCAUUGCGGAAGUGUCCGCGUUGCCAAGCACUCCGGAAGCGGAAAAUGUCGCGGAAGUUGUGAUUCGCAAUUCGAGAAUUGACCGGAAUGAUCGGGGUGCGAUUGAGUAUUCGAAUUGUGGUGAGAUGAGUCCACCAUUGGUCAUCGAGGAUAGUUCGAUGUCUUUUAAUGGAAUUCAUUUAUUCGGAAAUAUUUCGACAUCGAGUCAGGCGGUUCAAUUGAAUUUGCAUAACACGCUGGUGAGUUUUUGGGAGGUCUAGGUAACAGUUUCUAAGCUGUGUGUGUAUUUGUGUAGUUCUCCCGGACAAGUUUUUAUUUUAAAUAUUUAUUUUUAAGGUUCAAGUUAAGUGCGCUCUAAUGAUAAUGUAGUUUAUGCUUGUGUAGUUCUUUUGGACAAGUUUUGUUCCUUGAAUAGUUGAAUAGUUGUUUAAGUGCGCUCCAUUGAGAACAUAAAUAUUGAUUUUUCCAGAACUUUAAGUCUGUUAGGUUAAGUGCGCUCUACUGACAAUCUAUUUCUAAAAAUAUUUGUGUAGUUCUCCCGGACAAGUUUUUUUGAAUAUUGAUUUUUUAGGUUAAGUGCGCUCCAUUGAUAACCUAGUUCCCUUAAUUAUGAGUUUUGUAGUUCUCCCGAACAAGUUCAAAUGCGCUCUACUAGAGCGGCUCUAGUGAUAAAAAUGCAGUUGAAAAUUCAAAUGCGCCCUAUUGAGAACCACCCGCCAACUCUUCAAAAUUCAAAUUUUCAUUUUUUUUUCUGGGAGCUAAAAAUUCAAGUGCGCUCUAAUGAUAAGCCCACACACUUGGCAAUUAGAAAAAACUUUGUAGUUCUCUCGGACUAUAUAAUAAAGUAAGUGCGCUCCACUGCAAUUUUGAUAAUUGUCCACUAUAAAUUCCAAGUGCGCUCCAUAGAGAACAGCCCGGAAAAUUAAUAAAAUUCAAAAAAUCUCAAAAACCCGUGUAGUUCUUUUGGAAAAUGAUAGCUAUUUGAGUCAGUAAGUGCGCUCUAAUGACAAAAUCAAACUUCUAAUGUUCAAACGCGCUCUACUGAUAAUUUUGCGAUGAAAAUUCAAAUUUUCAAAUUUUCCUCUUCCAGCUCCUCCUGUUCCGCUCCAAUUCCCUGGCCCACAACCAGGGUGGUCUAUACAUCUCAGCCACCUCCAGUUCUCCAGUUGCCCGCCUUCAAGCUCUCGUCAAAAACUGUCUGUUCGCCUACAACUCGAACAGCACAACAAUAGCACUAGCCGGAAAUAAUUACCAAGUCGUCACUUUUCUCAACAACAUCAUCUCUCACAAUUAUGCACUAUUUCAUGAUACAGUAGUGUGUCAUGACGUGGCAAUCAAUAUGACAAAGAAUACGGUAUUCGAGAAUGUCGGGUUGCAUACUGUAGAUUUGCGGGGGAAUUCGAGGACGACUUCGGACAAGAACGUGUUUCAAUACAAUCAUUUCUAUGAGAAUUUGGCGCUGGGACAUGGACAUCAAUAUGUGGAAAUGUAUGGAUAUCAGCCGAUGCGGGAGAAUAACGAGUUCUUGAAUCGGCCCAGGAGGAGGAAACGGCAGGUUCUGACACAGCAGGGGAUUUCGUUCGAUUGGUGGACACAUGUCGACAACGAGACUACGCGAUACCGUUCGACUAUUGUGGCAGGUAAGGUUUUGAGCGGGAAAAAAUUUCUAGUUUAAUCUGAGCAAUGCCCAAAUUUCUAGUUUAAUAUGAGCAAUACCUAGGUUAAUAUGAGCAAUUUUGAAAAGGCGAAAAAUUUCAAUUAUCCGAAAAAAAGUCUAGUUUAAUAUGAGCAAUGCCUACAUGUCUAGUUUAAUAUGAGCAAUGCCUAAAUUUCUAGUUUAACAUGAGCAAUUCCUAAAUUUUUUGAUUAAUAUGAGCAAUGGCUUCAAUGGGAAAAUUCAAAUUUUUGGUUGAAAAAUUGCAAGUGCGCUCUAUAGAACACCUGGUUUUCAAUGGGAAAAUUCAAAUUUUUAAUUGAAAAUUGAAAAUGCGCUCUAUCGAACACUAGGUUUUUGUAGGGAGAAUUCAAAUUUUUAGUUGAAAAUUGAAAAUUCGCUCUAUCGAACACCUGGUUUUCAAUGGGAAAAUUCAAAUUUUUAGCUUGAAAAAUUGCAAAUUCGCUCUAUUGAACACUAGGUUUUCAAUGAGAAAAUUCAAAUUUUUAGUUGAAAAAUAGCAAUUGCGCUCUAUCGAACACUCUAUCGAGAAAAUUCAAAUUUUUAGUUGAAAAAUAGCAAUUGCGCUCUAUCGAACACUUUGUGGGAAGAAUUCAAAUUUUUAGUUGAAAAUAGAAAAUUCGCUCUAUUGAACACUAGGUUUUCAAGGGGAAAAUUCAAAUUUUUAGCUUGAAAAAUAGCAAGUGCGCUCUAUCGAACACCAGGUUUUUGUGGGAAGAAUUCAAAUUUUUAGCUUGAAAAAUUGCAAAUUCGCUCUAUCGAACACUAGGUUUUUGUAGGGAGAAUUCAAAUUUCCAGUAGAAAAUUGAAAAAAUUCAAAUUUUUCCCGAAAAAUCCCUCAAAUUCUUACAGGUUCCCCAAUGGAUGUGUUCCAUUUCAACACGUUCAACGAUCCCAAAAAUGACUACGAACUAACUUCAUCCAAACAAUCACAAUACGAGAUCGGAACAUCGUUGGACGCCCGCAAUAAUUACUGGGGCUACCCUGGAACCAUCGGAGUUGCCUCCGGAAAGAUCAGAGAUCAGGAGGAUUAUCCAUACCUUUCCAGAGUGAAUUACUCCCCCGUUCUUGAAUCCAACACCUCGCUGGUAGAAGGUGAUUGUCCCGCCGGAUGGUUCCAGGCCGGACAUCAAGAAUUCAAAUCCUGUUUUCUAUAUGUAGCGGCGGCUGUCACUUAUCAACACGCUGUCGAAUAUUGCGAAGAGCUCGACGCAUUUGUGCCGUAUCUCCGCGCGGAUGACGUGCGGCAAAAGCAACUUGCCAUGCGGAUCGAUGAGAUGGGUAGAGCCUUCAUUACGGAUGCGGAAAGAAUCGCCGCAUAUGGUGUGGAUGAUGAUGUAAAUGUUUGGAUCUCUAGUGUUCACGUGCCAUCGAUUCAAUGCGGAAGGCUUUCCGCGCGGACAAAUCGCAUCGGUACUGUGAAUUGCAAUCUGCUUUUGCCGUUUGUCUGCGAGAAGGGGACACAGCCUUACAGUGAGCCGAUUUUAUGGAGGAACGGGAUGGUGAUAUCGAUUGUGAUUGCGGGGAUCUCGCUGUUCUUGCUGAUCUUGUUGCUGAUCUGCUGGUGGAUCAAGAGUAGAUCUAGGAGAUCGGAGAGUCAUGUUGUACGACAGGCGAGUAUGAAGCUGCAGAAGAAACAUCAGGCUUCCACGAUCUAUGAGGCGACGCAUGAGAGUGCGCAUGCUAGCCUGGCAUCAAGAUCGAGAAGCUCUGCGCACUACACACGGCGGUCGCCCACGGAAACUGUGAGCACCUACGCGGACAUGCGGAAACCCUACGCGGAAACUUCGAACUAUACCUAUGCCGGGUACGGUAGCUCGGCGGGAUCUUCAAAUCCAUAUUCGGAAAUAUCGGAGACGACUGUGAAGAUGCGCGAUGAUUUGAGAUCGUGUAGCACGUGUACCGUGGAUUCUGGUAGGUUUGGGGGCUGCAGAAAAUGCGCCAGCAAAUCUUGAGCUACUUGAAAUGCGUCAGCGAAAUUCUGAGUAUUUUCUGUAGCUACGAAAUUCGCGUCAGCAAACUUCUAGGCUGAAAUUGCGCCAGUCAAGAGUCUAGGUAUUUUAGAGCCUACAGAAAAGACGCCAGCAAACUUCUAGGCUGAAAAUGCGUCAGUCAAGAGUUCAGGUAUUUUUAGAGCCUACAGAAAAGACGCCAGCAAACUUCCAGGCUAAAAAUGCGUCAGUCAAGAGUCUAGGUAUUUUUAGAGCCUACAGGAAAUGCGUCAGCAAAAUUCUGUGUAUUUUCUGUAGCUACAAAAUUCGCGUCAGCAAACUUCUAGGCUAAAAAUGUGUCAGUCAAGAGUCUAGGUAUUUUAGAGCCUGCAAAAUUUGCGUCAGCAAAUCUUGAACUACUUGAAGUGCGUCAGUCAAGAGUUUAGGUAUUUUUAGAGCCUACAGAAAAGACGCCAGCAAAUUUUGAGCUACUCAAAAUGCGUCAGCGUAACCCAGUUCAAACUUGGUAGAUCAAAAAUCAGAGCCGCGACGCGUGACCCCCCCCCCCCACGCAACGCGGGUUUCAGCCAACAAUUUUUCAUUUUCAAAAUUUCCAGGCUCCGAGCGAACAUCAACCGCCACCGAUAUGUCAGCCUCCUCCUACAGUACCACCUCAAUAUCCACCGUACAGAAUCAUCCGAUCCCACCAAUCAGAAGAUCAAACCACCAAAAUCCACCUUCAACUUCCACCAGAAGAUCAUAUCAUGUUAUCGAAACUUCCAUGUGA
Messenger RNA from Caenorhabditis angaria, 18029 nucleotides. Lineage: Eukaryota; Metazoa; Nematoda; Chromadorea; Rhabditida; Rhabditidae. The record is from the annotation of a GenBank genome assembly.